AUGGAUAGACGUUUCCCUAAAGCUGACGUGAUAUGGUGGAACGCAACCUGCUACUACGUACGAUGUCCGUUUUGCGAAGCACUUCAUCGCCAUCGGGUCAACUCGUUGGAUUGGCAGGCAAACGAUCUCAGAAAAUCUCAUUGCGAAACAAGCGAGACAUAUUUUUGCUGCUUCCCCAUGAAUGAUAAAGGUGAGGUAGCCUAUGAAAUCAACAAGGAACGUGGUCGAUACGUCAAUAUCUGUAUUUCGGAUGACAGCAAUAUUGAGGACGAUGAUGAUGGCGAUAUUGAUCAGCUGGCAGCUGAUCUAGCUAAGGCUACUACCGCCGCAGCAGACGAUGAAGAAAUAUCUAUGAAUAUCCCGGAAGAUGCAAAGGAACUACCAUUCCAGCAGAAAAGGAUUACCCAGUCAAUUCGCGACUGUAUUGCUGGACACACUAGAGCGGUUCAAGAAUAUUUGGAGACAUCUGCUGAGGCUCGGCUGUUUGUUCGAGGGCGGUUCCCCUUCAACGGUAAAACAACCCUCAUCCGCGCAGCAGCUGAGAGUAUCCCGGAGAUGCUGUCGCUUCUCAUCGAACAUGGAGCGGAUGUGAAUGCUGUUGAUAAUGGCGGAAGGAGCGCUCUAAUGGAGGCAGCGCUCUUUGGGCGGGUUAACAAUGUAAAAGUACUCCUACAGCACGGCGCGGACACCAAUAUCCGGGAUGUCAAAAAUCGACUGGCAGUUUAUUUUGCGCAGGAGCAUGACGAACUUCAAGAGGAAAGAAACGAUCGUACUGAUGACUAUUUCGAGGACAGUCCCAAAGCGGCCCUUGAUCGCCGGGAAAUUGUUCGCCUUCUUAGCGCAGAGAGACGAAUGUCAAAGACCGCUUUUGGAGAACCACCCACUGUAUCGUUGUCUCAGUCCUAUAGUCGCACAUCUUCCAGUACGGAAGAGCCCAAGCCAAUCGGGAAGCAUCCAAUAUCAGGAGUUGGAGAGACAGUGGCGCGACUAGAAAGAGGCGGAAAAUUUCCGUCUGUUGCUGCUAUCAGCCGAGUGACAACAGUUCCUGGGCAACCCCUCAGUGUUGAGGGUCGCCAUUGGGCAGAUGAUGUCUUUUACAUUGCCAAAACAGUGGGUCAUCAUUUUCCUUCCCAUAUCCAUGAUGAGGAUAUUGUCUACCACGCAGAAAAGCAACUGAUAGCAUAUUUCAUUGAUCGCCAUGCUUUCCUUCCACGCGAUCUCUUGCCGGAUCCGAAUCUAAGAGAAGAAUAUGAGAGGACAGAAGAUGAAAUUGAAAGGUUCUAUUCAAGCACCGAGAUAGGACGGGAAGUGACUCAUCUCCGGAAAACCAAGCAGGACUUAAAGUACGAGCUCUUGUAUAAAUCGGAAGAACUUGUCAGAAAAGACGAUGAGAUUCAGGAACUGGAGGCAAAUCUCAGGGCCGUUGAAGCGAUACUCAACCGGGUGAUCGAUAGUCCUCGGGCGCGAUCAUUACAGGAGCUAGAAUGCAAACUGGAGAUACUAGAUACGCGACGAUGGAGACAUCGAGACCUGAUCAGGAUGGCUGAGGCACCACCGCUACCGGCUACAUUAACAAAAGCAGCCAUAUUGGUCAAUAAAGCUCCUUGUGAUGAUUGCAAAGCGUUUACGGACAAAGUUAACAAGUACUUUGGGUUAUCCAUACAAUUGUUUGCAGCAGUUUGA
Aspergillus eucalypticola CBS 122712 is the source of this 1683-nucleotide messenger RNA. Its product is annotated as ankyrin repeat domain-containing protein. Gene Ontology annotation, molecular function: protein binding. Lineage: Eukaryota; Fungi; Ascomycota; Eurotiomycetes; Eurotiales; Aspergillaceae. The transcript is spliced from 2 exons. The coding region runs from base 1 to 1683 and encodes 560 amino acids. The record is from RefSeq and is a predicted model, not a curated record.